GCGUUGGAUGGCUUCUUUUUCGUUGUGAACCGCGAAGGGAGGAUCGUCUUCGUCUCAGAGAACGUGACCAGCUACCUGGGUUAUAACCAGGAGGAGCUCAUGAACACCAGCGUCUACAGCAUCCUGCACGUGGGGGAUCACGCUGAGUUCGUCAAGAACCUGUUGCCGAAGUCUCUAGUAAACGGAGUUCCUUGGCCUCAAGAAGCGACCAGGCGCAACAGCCACACCUUCAGCUGCAGGAUGCUGAUCCGGCCGCCCGACGAGCCGGGCGCCGAGAACCAGGAGGCUCGUCAGCGCUACGAGGUGAUGCAGUGCUUCACCGUGUCCCAGCCCAAGUCCUUCAAGGAGGAAGGAGAAGAUUUCCAGUCGUGUCUGAUAUGCAUCGCGAGACGGUUACCUCGGCCAGCAGCCGUCACCCCUUCCGAAUCCUUCGUGACCAAGCAAGACACCACAGGUAAAAUCAUCUCCAUUGACACCAGUUCCCUGAGAGCGGCCGGCAGGACGGGCUGGGAGGAUUUGGUGCGGAAAUGCAUCUACGCUUUCUUCCAGCCGCAGGGCAGAGAGCCUUCCUACGCCAGACAGCUCUUUCAAGAAGUGAUGACACGCGGCGCAGCCUUCAGCCCCUCGUACCGCUUCACGCUGAGCGACGGGACGGUGCUGAGCGCCCACACCAAGUGCAAGCUCUGCCGGAGAUGCAGCCCUUCAUCAUGGGCAUCCACGUCAUCGACAG
Messenger RNA from Apaloderma vittatum (bar-tailed trogon), 730 nucleotides. Its product is annotated as nuclear receptor coactivator 1-like. The transcript has 5 exons. Gene Ontology annotation, molecular function: nuclear receptor binding. The record is from RefSeq and is a predicted model, not a curated record. Gene Ontology annotation, cellular component: nucleus. NCBI's taxonomy places the organism in Eukaryota, Metazoa, Chordata, Aves, Trogoniformes, Trogonidae. The annotation marks the transcript as partial. Gene Ontology annotation, biological process: positive regulation of transcription by RNA polymerase II; cellular response to hormone stimulus.